Messenger RNA from Vigna unguiculata (cowpea), 1405 nucleotides. Its product is annotated as syntaxin-121-like. Gene Ontology annotation, cellular component: plasma membrane; endomembrane system; SNARE complex. The record is from RefSeq and is a predicted model, not a curated record. Gene Ontology annotation, biological process: vesicle fusion; exocytosis; intracellular protein transport. Lineage: Eukaryota; Viridiplantae; Streptophyta; Magnoliopsida; Fabales; Fabaceae. Gene Ontology annotation, molecular function: SNAP receptor activity; SNARE binding.
UUUCAGAUACUGUUACCUUUUUUCUCUCUUGCCCUUAUCAUUCACAGAAUCUACGAGAACAGAAAAAGGACCUUUCUCGAUCAUAUAAAGUUCGAUAAUAAGAAAGAUUUUCUUGUUUAGAAUCAAUAGAAUGAACGACUUGCUAUCGAGUUUGUUCUGGAAGGGAAAGCAGCAGCAGCAGCAGCAGCAAGAACAAGAAGGGCAGCACGUGAUCGAAAUAACACAAGGUGGCAUGGACAUGGACAAGUUCUUCAAAGAAGUGGAAUCGGUGAAGGAAGAACUGAAGGAGCUAGAGCGUCUCCACCUAAGUCUCCGUGCCUCAAACCAAAACGGAAAAGCGCUUCACAGCCCUAAGGGCGUUAGGGAGCUUCGAUCUCGCAUGGACCUGGACGUGGCUCUUGCUCUCACCAAAGCCAAGCUUGUGAAGACUCGCUUGGAGGCUCUCCACCGCGCCAACCAAGCCACCCUCUCCUUGCCCGACUGCGGACCCGGUUCCUACUCCCACCGGACCCGAAUCGCGCUGGUCGGAGCCUUGACCAAGAAUCUCAAACACUCCAUGGACAGUUUCAAUAAGCUGAGAGAGCAGAUAUCGUACGAGUACCGAGACACCGUGCAACGUAGAUAUUACGCUGUCACCGGAGAGAACCCUGAUCCUGAAACCAUUGAUCUCCUCAUCUCUACGGGUGAGAGUGAAAGUUUCUUACAGAAAGCCAUCCAACAGCAAGGGAGAGCCACCAUAAUGGACACCAUCCAAGAGAUUCAGGAGAGACAUGGCACGGUAAAAGAGAUAGAGAGAAGUCUACAUGAGCUGCACCAAGUGUUCUUGGACAUGGCGGUGCUGGUCCAACAUCAGGGUGAACACUUGGAUGACAUAGAGAGCCACAUGGCGCUUGCAAGUUCCUCCGUCAUCAAAGGCGUGCAUCAUUUGCAGGUUGUGAAGAAUCAUCAGAAGAACACCCGUAACUUCACCUGUUUCGCCAUACUCCUCUUCAUUAUCGUUUUGGUCAUAGUUCUCCCCAUUGUUUUCAGAAGUUGAUCACAUUUUCAUGUCUUAUCAUUUGUAGUGGUGGCAAGGUGAAGAGAAGUCAAAGCUCAUUUGACCUUCUUCCCAUGUGAAAAUGGCUUUCAUUCUGUGAUCGUAUAUGUAUUUUGGUAACGUUUUGUAACUUUUUCCUUGUCUUUGUUUAACGACUGUUUGAGGAAUUUUCCGACAAUGGAAGUUUUACUUGCAUAUGGAGACUGAAGCUAAAGCAGUUUUAUCUCUUCAUGGCAUCUAUGAAAGUAGGGUAAAGAGAAGAGAAUGGAAGCAAGGGUUACGGCGGGGAUGUUGUUCAUGUUAACAAGUGUAUAUAGCAAUAUAUUGUAGGCGUGACCUAUAAUUUACCUUGGAUAUAUAUUUCAUGUG